AUGAAGAUUGCCAUAUCCACUCUCUUGCUGCCACCCGCCCGCAGCACCCGCCGCGGCCCAACAAGAACACAAAAGGUCGUAAAGCGACAGGCACAGUACCAGUACAUCGCAGACGAAGCACCAAAUGACCCCGUAAAGGCCGCACAGGACAUACAGACCAUCCCCGGCGUGCCCAACGCAAACUCGCCCGUACAGACCGACGCCCUCAUCGUACAGGGCGACGGCAACACCGCCAACCCGCCCGGCCUCGAGCAGGUCCCCUUUGUCGCCACACCGACCGCCACCGACCUCGCACAGCAGCUCGGAAUCACCGACGGCGACACCGCCUGGCAGGCGCUCCCCGACCUCGAGGGCUUCACCCUCAACCGCACCUUUGUCGCCUACCAGGGCCUCAUCAUGCCCUUCUACAUCACCAACAACUACCAGCCCGGCGCCGACAACAGCGCCAUCAAGCGCGUCAUCAUGACCAUGCCCGGUAAGCCCAGGGACGCCUGGAACUACGCCAACCUCUUCCGCAACGCCCUCUCCGUCGCCGCAAACAACCCCGCCAACGGCGUCAACCCGGCCGAGGUCGCCAUCCUCGCCCCCGCCUGGAUGAACCAGAACGACAAGUCGGCGGGCGCCGUCGGCCCCAACGAGCUCUACUUCCACGGCUCCCAGUGGCAGCGCGGCGGCAACUCGAGAAACGAAAACGUCAAGCCCGGCAUCAGCACCUACGCCGUCAUGGACAACCUCACCGACUGGCUCUUCCUCUCGGGCGAGUUCCCCAACCUGCACCAGGUCGUCGUCGGCGGCCACUCGAUGGGCGGCCAGGCCACCCACCGCUACGCCCUCCUCAAGAAGCGCAAGUCGUACGACCCCAACAUGCAGUACUGGGUGGGCAACCCGGGUUCGUGGGCGUGGAUCGACGGCGAGCGCCCCUACGCCAACGCCUCGUGCGGCGGCGUCGACGUCUGGCCCUACGGGCUGGGCAACUACUCGGCCAUCCCGCGCUACGCCCGCUACGACGUCAAGGACGGCCACGACGAGGUGGUGCAGCGCUACCUGGGGCGCAAGGUGCACUACGCGCUCGGCCUGCUCGACACGGGUGCCGGUGACACGCACUGCGAGGCGCUGACCCAGGGCGGCAGCCACUUGGACCGCGGUUCGCAGUUUGUCAUGAUGCUCGGCCGCCAGGCGGGUGGCUUCCCCUCGUCGCACUCGCUCGAUGUCAUCGAGGGCACCUCGCACCAGGACUACCCCAUGAUCCGCGCCGACAAGUCGGUGGCGCGCAUCUUUGUGGCCGACUACAACACCAGCUACCCCUCGCUCACCGACACGUCCAACCCGGGCGACAAGACGGAAAAGACAAAGGCGACCAAGCUGCCCAACGGCAAAAAGGCCUUCGCCACGCCCGCCCACGAAAAGGCGGCCUGGUCGCUCCUCGGCGGCAGCCUGGCGCUGGUCGCCAUCUUUUUCACCGUGCUGCCCUGGAUGUUCCGCGCCAACCUGGACAAGUACGAGUCGCAGGGCUGGGAGACGGAGAGCAAGCGCAAGCUGCUCUGA
Pseudozyma flocculosa PF-1 is the source of this 1545-nucleotide messenger RNA. RefSeq lists its product as uncharacterized. NCBI's taxonomy places the organism in Eukaryota, Fungi, Basidiomycota, Ustilaginomycetes, Ustilaginales, Ustilaginaceae. The record is from RefSeq and is a predicted model, not a curated record. Bases 1 to 1545 code for a protein of 514 amino acids. The transcript is spliced from 2 exons.